Molecule: messenger RNA, 930 nt
Organism: Aspergillus alliaceus
Lineage: Eukaryota; Fungi; Ascomycota; Eurotiomycetes; Eurotiales; Aspergillaceae
Product: zinc-dependent alcohol dehydrogenase family protein
Exons: 4
Coding region: 1-930 (309 amino acids)
Molecular function (GO): oxidoreductase activity
Source: RefSeq, a predicted model, not a curated record
AUGAAGCAAUGGGUAGUGGAGAACAAGGAUAACGACUUCGACGGGCUCGCCUACAAGGACGCACCGGUGCCGAAAGUCGGUGAGCGUGAAGUGCUGGUGAAGCUUUACGCUGCGUCGUUGAACUAUCGUGACCUUGUUAUUCCUAAGGGUAAAUAUCCAUUCCCCGCCAAAUUCCCUGUGGUCCUCGCAUCCGAUGGUUCGGGCGAGGUUGUCGAGGUCGGUCCCAAAGUCACUGAGUUCAAGAAGGGUGACCAUUACGGCGCGAUCGACCCUCCCGCGACACUGACGGGCCUAGGCGGUGUGAUUAAUGGUACAUUGCGCGAGUAUGGUGUUUUUAGCGAAACGGGCCUUGUCAAGGCUGCGAAGAAUCAUAAUGCCUUCGAGAACAGCACGCUCACCUGUGCUGCUCUUACAAGCUGGAAUGCUCUGUAUGGUCUGAAAUCUCUGAAGCCGGGCCAGGUCGUCCUGGUGCAGGGAACCGGUGGUGUGAGCAUGUUCGGCCUGCAGUUCGCUAAAGCCGCAGGUACGACCGUGAUCGCUACGACGUCGUCCGCCGCGAAGGCGGAGAAGCUGAAGAAGCUCGGCACCGACUAUAUCAUCAAUUAUAAGGAUGACACCAACUGGGGCGAGAGCGCUCGUAAGUUGACUCCGGAAGGUGCCGGUGUGGACCAUGUCAUCAAGGUUGGCGGACUGGGCACUCUCACGCAGAGCUUCAAGGCCAUCAAGUACGAGGGCAUGAUCAGCGUGACUGGAUUCCUCGACAGUGGCAAGGAUCAAGAUCUGCUGACCAUCCUGGACACUCUUAGCAAUAUUUAUACCGUUCGCGGUGUCUAUAUGGAUAGCAAGGAGUUGAUAAAGGAUAUAAUCCGGGCCAUCAAGGCUAAUGAUAUUUACUCUGUCUUAGAUAAGAAGGUUUUUACUCUCAACUAA